AUGGGCUUCUUCGAUCGCAAGAAGGUCAACAAGACCGCCCCCUCGCCGGUGCCGGUCAAGCCCGCGCCGGUAAACGCCCCGGGUCACCAUCACGCAUCAUCGCCGCCGCCGCCUCCUCCUCCUCCUCCUCCUCCACGGUAUGCCACGUCGACGACGCAGACACCGGGGUACUGGCAGCCUCGGACACAGUAUCACCAUCCCCCGCCUCCAUACCACCACCCGCAACAACAGGAGCUGCAACAUCGACACCAGGUCCAACAACAGGAACAGCAACAACACCGCCCCCAGGGGUGGUCUCAACACCCCCAACGGGACCCGUACGCCCAGCCCAUCGUCGUGAACCAGCACUACUACCUCCACCCGCCGCCGCCGCCCUCCUCCCACCUCGCCCUGGCCGCACCGCCGACGACCACGGCGACGGCGACAGCGUCCCACGCCGGCGGCGCCGGGGCUAACCCUUGCCCCUUGGGCCUCGACAAGUUCGCCGGCUCGGUCGUGACCAUCGCAAAGGACUUCGCCUCGCCGCACUUCCUCGAGGAGCCCAACUUCCACCCGCACGCCGCGCAGCUCAUCAGUUCCACCGCCGUGUGCAUGGACCAGAUCGCCGGCCGCUUCAACGACGUCAUGACCCUCAUCGACUGCGACAGGCUGGUGGGCAACGAGAAGGCCCUGUUCUCGUACCCGCAGGACGGCGGCGCGAGGAAGACGACCAAGAGGAAGGGGUCCUCCUCCUCCUCCUCCUCGUCGUCGUCCAAGGGGCAGUCGGCCGCUGUCACCCCGUCCGUGGUUUCUGGAAACUACUUCGCAAAGGUCGAGUUAUACGCCAACUCGAGGUUGCCCAUGAACCUUCCGCCGCUGAGACUAUACAUGCCCACCUGGCCCAUCCUCUGCAUGGCGGCGCAGUACGCCGAGCGCGUGUACGACAAUCCCAAGGGCGCCGAGCGCGACGCCCACGUCUCGGCCGACUGGAGGACGGGCACCAAGGCCAUGGUGAUCAAGUCGGUGCCCAUGGACCACGUCGGCACCAUCGUCUUCGCCAUCCGCGGCUCGGCCAGCGUCCAGGACUGGGCCGUCAACCUCAAGGCGGAGCCCGUCCCGCCGGCCGGCUUCCUCGACGACCCGGGCAACUCGUGCCACGCCGGCUUCCUCGACGUCGCGCGCAAGACGGCCAUCAUUGACGUGACCGAUAACAGUUCGGCUCUACGCAAAUCCAGAGCACUCCAAAAAGCCUUAGACAAGUUUACAAACGUGACAACGGAAACCCACUUCUCCCGCCGACAUGUAGGUCCGGGAACAUUCUCGUUAAACAGAUUAAAAAGGCGAUACUUCGACGGUGUCACGAGGUUGCGUCCCGAAUAUUUCGUGCCGGAGUAUACAGUACGCCGUCUGCCGCUGCAGCGGCCGGACCGGCCCGAGCUGCGCAAGAGCCUGUUCCUCACCUUCGUCAAUGAGGGGGACCCGGUGCCGCGCGCCGACAAGGCCUACGUGAAGAGCCUGCUGGAGCUGUUCGCGGCGCCGCCGCCGAGGGAGAGCAAGCCGGCCAUCUCGGCGUUGGUCGUCGGCGGGGGCCAGGAGAAGAAGAAGAAGACGGACGCGGGGAGCCGGCUGGCGGCCAAGGCGAGCAAGAUGUCGCUGACGCAGGCGGCCAAGGGGUGCCGGGACUCUUCGGACAGGGACGGGGGCAGCGACGGCAGCAGGAGAAGGAGGAGGCCGGUGUGGAACCUCCCGCCGAGCACGCUCAGCUCGCCCGGCCGGAUCGUGGUGCUCCGCAGCGGCGACCCCAAGGCGAGGGUCAAGGACCGGAAGACGGUGGCUGAGCGGCUGGACGAGGGGGUCGUUGCGCAGACGGUCACGGACGAGGAGCUGCGGCGGGUCGUGUGGGGGGACCCCGUGUGCCACGUCAUGAGACUGUACUCGGGGAGGAUCGAGACUCUCGCAGUCGGGGCUGUUACUGGGAAGCAUGGUUGA
Colletotrichum graminicola M1.001 is the source of this 1968-nucleotide messenger RNA. Its product is annotated as vegetative cell wall protein gp1. Lineage: Eukaryota; Fungi; Ascomycota; Sordariomycetes; Glomerellales; Glomerellaceae. The transcript has 4 exons. Bases 1 to 1968 code for a protein of 655 amino acids. The record is from RefSeq and is a predicted model, not a curated record.